Heteronotia binoei (common prickly gecko) is the source of this 1801-nucleotide messenger RNA. RefSeq names its product islet cell autoantigen 1 like (gene ICA1L). Gene Ontology annotation, molecular function: protein domain specific binding. The record is from RefSeq and is a predicted model, not a curated record. The transcript has 13 exons. Lineage: Eukaryota; Metazoa; Chordata; Lepidosauria; Squamata; Gekkonidae. Gene Ontology annotation, biological process: regulation of transport. Gene Ontology annotation, cellular component: Golgi apparatus. The coding region runs from base 96 to 1457 and encodes 453 amino acids.
CCACAUCCCCCCCCUCCCCGCUGUAACAGGAUCUCCGUAUCUUUACUAGCUAAAAAGUCCAGAGGAAGUUGAGUCGGCUGCAAUAAAGUAGCUUCAUGGACACCUACAAGCAGAACAAUCCAGGAGAGCAGUCAGUAGUUAGCAAAAUGCAGAAGAAAUACUGGAAAACAAAACAAGUCCUAAUUAAAGUCACAGGAAAGAAAGAAGAUGAACAUGUGGUAGCCUCUGAUGCAGAGUUAGAUGCCAAGCUAGAGGUUUUCCAGACCAUUCAGAUGACUUGUACAGAUCUUCUAAAGACAAUUGAAAAAUACCAGCAAAGACUUAAUGCUAUUUCUGAGCAAGAAAAUGAGCUGGGGCUCUUCUUAAAGGUCCAAGCAGACCAAGGCGAAGCUCAGAUUGGCAGAAUGAUCGAUGCUACUGGCAAGGCCCUCUGUUCAUCUUCCCAGCAAAGGCUGGCUCUCUGCAUCCCUUUGUCUCGCCUUGGAAAAGAACUUGCAACGUUUAGUCAGAGGGCUGUAUCUGAUACCUUGUUAACAAUCAAUCGAAUGGAACAGGCCCGCACAGAGUAUCGAGGGGCUUUGCUGUGGAUGAAGGAUGCUUCCCAGGAAUUGGAUCCAGACACCCACAAUCAAAUGGAGAAGUUCAAAAAAGUUCAGAUGCAAGUAAGAAAUGCUAAAACUCAGUUUGAUAAACUGAAGAUGGAUGUAUGUCAGAAGGUAGACCUUCUUGGAGCCAGCCGCUGUAACGUACUGUCACACUUCCUUGCUAUCUACCAGACAGCUUUUUUGCAUUUCUGUGAAAAGUUCGCUCAAAAGAUGACUGAAAUUCAUGCGUGCUUUGUAUGUUCUCACUCAAACUAUCCUGUGGCAUCUGAGUUGCAGACACCUAGCCAAUCUACUGCAGAAAAUAAGGAAGAUGCAACUUCUGCAGACCUUGAAAGGCUGGUUUUAUUGAAUGAAGAUGCUUCUCUUGCUCCUUCAGGUAUUUCCUAUGCCACAUUUUGUUCUGGUAUUACCAGAACAGAAGAUGCAAAAGAUGAUCUUUGGCAGAGUAGUAAGUUUGGAGAUGCCCAACUAUGCGUCCCUGAGAAAGAAGAAUUCCUGCCAACAGAGUCUGUCGAAGAAUUUUUUGAGAGAGACUUUGAUUUUCUGGAGAACUUAACAAGCUCACCUUCUUCAAGCACUGGAAAUAAAGCACAGGAAUGCCAAAAUGUGUUUGAGAACCCUUGUAGGGCUACCUCUGUUGAGGCACCUACUGCAGAAGACGACUCCUUAGCAAAUUCAUCUGGAUUCCUACCUUCACAACUCUUUGAUCUAGGCCUUCAUGCUGCUGGGGGAUUAAAUAUGGAGUCUAGUAGCCAAGACAUGCCAGCAUGGUUUAGUGCUCUUGCAGACCUGGAUCCUCUUUCAAAUCCAGAUGCUAUUGGCUGGUCAGAUGAUGAACUCCUCACUGCAUGAUGAAGAGUGAGAAAUAGAAGCGUUUGCUGCUAUCUGAAGACAGCGGUGCCUUCUUGAACUCCUAACCACAGGGACUGAAACUUGUCAUCUUACAUCACUCUGUUUCCUUUCGGUCUCAAGGAUUUGAUCAUAUAAAAUAGUUCUCUUUUUUCUUAGAAAUCAAGUUUAAGUGUAUAUUUAGAAUACCAUUUUUGUUGCAUUUUGUUUAGUUUCAUUAUCGUCCUUUGCUGUCUUUACUGUGCUGACUCCUAAUACUUGUAUUUGUCAUUCAUAUGUAUGUCUUUCUCAUGGAGCUCUAGGCUUUGGAUCCUUAAUAAAUUCAGAAUUUGUAUAGUUGCCCCUCU